CCCUUUUCCUCCCCUGUGGGCGGGACCUGCCGCCGCCGCGUCGCGGGCGUGUGACGCGCUAGUGGCUGCGACGCUUUGCUCUGUGUGGCUCUCCCUCCCAGGCCCUGAAUGCGGCCGGGCCCGGGUUGGUUUCUGCUCCCCACCUCCCGGGCCGGGCUCCCCGUGAGGCGAAGGGGCCCCAUGUGAGAAAGCCGGAGACGGAAAGAUGACCUCGAGGAGGUGAGCGGGGAAGAACGGCAGGCCCCGCCCCUCCGCUCUUCCUGUGGGGGAAGGGGGCUUGGCCCCUCCCCACUGCUGUUGCCAUGGGGACAGGUGGGGGUAGCCCCAAUCCCUCAGGUCCUUAGUGGGGUGGGGUGAGGUGGGGGGCGGCCUUUCCUUUGCCGCAGGACAGGCUAUACGGGGGCGGGGGGGGCGGAGAAGCAGAGGGGCUCCUUCCCCCUGCAAUGAAGACAGCCCCCAGUUCUAGCCUGGCGAAGAGAGCGAGCUCGUACUCUGCUUCUCCACACCAUGCAUUUAAAAGCACAUGCAACGCCACAUUUAAAGCCCAUGAGAGAGUCCUGGGAACUGUAGGUUGCCCAGAGUGCUGGGAAUUGUAGCUCUCUCUGUGUGUUUGGACUUGCAGCUCCCAGGAUUCCUUCUGGGGGCGGGGGAAGUCAUGGUGUGCUUGCUUUGAAGGUGUGCUUGAUGUGGGUCGGCAGCCAGAUCCCUUGGCCGAGUCAGCUGCAGAGAUUUGUGGGGACUGUGCUGGACUGUGUGUAGGGGAGGGAGGGGACUUUGGAGGCCAGGAACAACGAUGUUCCCAGAACAUAUAAGCCAGGGGCUUUACAAGGCUUAAAGGUUCACGGGCAGCCAAGCAACCCAUGUUCCAAGGAAAGGUGGCUUUGGGAAACUACAUCCUCUCUCAUCUUUUGCAUAAUUCAGUGUGCUCUUAUCACUUCACCUGUCUCUACUACACCAUACAUCAAAAGUUUCCCUCUUAGCAAACUACAGUUCCCAUGAUUCUUUGGGGAAAGUCAUGUGUUUUAAAUGUGUGUUGGAUGUGCUUUAAAGGCAUGGUGCAGAUCUGCCCUGCCUCUUCACAAAAAAGCUCCUCACUGCAAGAUGUGGCUAUCAACUUUAAAUGUCUAUGGCUGUUCUUUGCUCUCUUGUUUUGGUAAUGUGGUUGGCUGUUUUGUUUUUGAUCCUUCUUCGUGCAAUGCAUUACUAAUUUGUGGAAUUUUAAACUAUGAAUCUGUAUCUUGCUGUAUUGUUGUGCUGGAUGUUUUCUGUGUUUUAAAUAUUUCCCAGAAGCCCUAAAAGGUAGGGUGGAAAUGUCUUAAUAAAAUUUCCCACUGCCAAAUGGGGUGGUGACCACUAGCUGUAGAAGGGGAUUUUAGGCAAAUUAAGAACCAAAGAAGAAGAACCCUGCAAAAGCUCACCUAGUCUAGCAUCCUACUCAUAAUGGGCAGCCAGAUGCCUUGAACAAUUUGGAAUGUGUCAUUGAACUGUCAUAGUGCCCCUCGCUUGCCUGUUAUUGGAGUGUUGAAAACUCAGACUUUUGUAUUGCUGGAAUGUUGCCUACUGUAACAAAGAUAUCCUGUUCUCGCAGUGGCCAGCCAGAUGUUUGGACAGCCUGAGUGCAACAGCAUCCUCCCAGCUUGUGAUUCUCAGCAACUAGUGUUCAGAGGCAUUCUGCCUCCUACAGUGGAAUUAGAACAUAGCUAUUAUGACUCUUCUUUGGUAUCCUUAUUCUCUAAGAAUUUGUCUAUACAGUGGUACCUCGGGUUACAUACGCUUCAGGUUACAUACGCUUCAGGUUACACACUCCACUAACCCAGAAAUAGUGCUUCAGGUUAAGAACUUUGCUUCAGGAUAAGAACAGAAAUCAGGCUCUGGUGGCAGCAGGAGGCCCCAUUAGCUAAAGUGGUGCUUCAGGUUAAGAACAGUUUCAGGUUAAGAACAGACCUCUGGAACGAAUUAAGUACUUAACCCGAGGUACCACUGUAUCCUUUUUAAAGCCAUACAAAUUGGUAGCCAUCACUACAUCUUGUAAUGAAUUUCAUAGUUUUAACUAUGUGAUGUAUGAAGAAGCACCUACUGUACUUUUGACCUCAUUGGACAGCCCUAAGUUCUCAUGUUAUGAGAGCUGGAUAAACACUUUCUCCACACAUUAUUUUAGUGAUGGCUGUGUGAAAUCUCCAGGUUCAGAGGCAGUCUGUCCUGAAUGUCAGUUGUUGGGGGACAACAGAGAGUGAUUAUGCCCUGCCUUGUCUUGUGGUCAUCUUUCUGCCAACUCUGAGAAGUAGGUUGAUGGACCAGAAACAGCUUUGGUCUGAUCUUUCAGGGCUGCCAUUAAAGCAUUAUGGGCAAAUGAGAACAGUGCCCAGGCAUUUGGGUCGUAAGUGGUUGAAAGCCAGGUGCAAAAUGUGCCUGAUGUCUGGCUCGUUUCAAACACCUCCCAAUACUAAAAUUUGUCAGUUUUGUAUCCCAUACCCUCCUGGUCACAUUUUUUGAUUGGAUGCUAUCUCAGUUCCUUUUAAAUACCAGUCCUACUCCAGCAUUGCCAAGCAUAUUCAUUUUUAAUUCCUGAUUUUGUUUUAUUGAUAAGAGCCCUUUAUAUUUCCUUAUAUUCCCCAUUAUAGGUGAGGUAUAACCUGUCAUACAUUGGAUUACAUUAGCAAAUAAUUUCAAAAAAAUGCUUCCUGCAGGCCCACCACCAUUUUCUUCUUCUCUGUAUUUGUAAAAUGGCAUAGCCCGCCUCAGACCCUAGAAUCAGGGUGGUAUAUCAGCCUUAAAUGAGUGUCUGACGUCUGAGUGCUGUUGUUCCGAUCACAUUUCCGGAACCACUUGGCAUAACUUGUUGGCCUACGGCUGACUUGAUACACCCCCAAAUCCUUCUAUUUUUGGCCAUUGACAAAAUGCCGCUUCCCACUUUGAGCCAAAUAUACCUGGAGCCCCAGAUAGCCUCGGGACAAAAGUUACAAAUAGAGCAGCCACCUCGGCCAGUGACUGCCGGAACUCCCAUUCUUCCUCUGGGUUCCAUUAGAUGGGUUGAGUCUGGGGCUUUUUAUGGUCUCUGCUUCAGGUUUUCAAAAUGGCUCCUUUAAAUCCCACAGCCAAACCCCCACAAAAUUCUGUGGCAGCCAUUAAGAUUUUGCCAGGUGCUGUUAGCUUGCAUUUCAUAAUCUGUGAAAUGGAAAAAUGUUGCUGGUGGGCUGUGAUGGUGGGUGGUAGAAGGUCAGAGGAAAAGAGGUAUUGAAAAAGAAUGGGCAGUGUGGGGAAUGGUGAGAAGUGAUUUUCAAGCUGCCCCCUGCCCCUCACAGCUCUAGCCUCCUCCCUUCCUGAAGAAGCCAAAGACUCACUUAGUCUUGAGUGGUCAUGUUCCACCUGCAGUGGAGCCCCAUUUUGCAUCAACUUGCCUGCUGAAGAACAUCAGAAGUCCUGAAGGCCACAGAGGAUGAUGGGGAAUUUCCGAGGUGCAUGUUCAGUGGUUCAUAUAGAGAAACCUUUGCCAACUUGGUGCCUUCCCGUCAGCCUGGUGGGAGUUGUAGUCUAGGUUGGCAAAGACUGAUGCUGAGCUUUGGUAGAUUGGUUGUGAUGGGCAAGCUGAAGCUUGCCUGCUGUUGCUGAUUCCUUUUUGUCAUCAAGGAACGUCUGAUGAGGUUUUAUGAAAUGUGGUUUUGACCAGUUCAGAUUACUGGUAAUUUCCAACCGGAGUUUGUUCUACCCAUGGUUUACACUUUAUUUUUGAAAGCCGCCCUGAGAACGUUUCUGCCUAAAGGGUGGGAUAAAAAGGUAAAGGGAGACCCCUGAUCAUUAGGUCCAGUCGUGCCCGACUCUGGGGUUGCGGCGCUCAUCUCCCUUUAUUGGCCGAGGGAGCCGGCGUACAGCUUCCAGGUCAUGUGGCCAGCAUGACUAAGCCGCUUCUGGCGAACCAGAGCAGCGCACGGAAAUGCCGUUUACCUUCCCGCUGGAAUGGUACCUAUUUAUCUACUUGCACUUUGACGUGCUUUCGAACUGCUAGGUUGGCAGGAGCAAGGACUGAGCAACGGGAGCUCACCCCAUCGCGGGGAUUCGAACCGCCGACCUUCUGGUCAGCAAGUCCUAGGCUCUGUGGUUUAACCCACAGCGCCACCUGCGUCCUGUAAAGGGUGGGAUAGAAUUGCUAUAAAUAAAUUAACAAACAAACAAAUAAUAAUGAUUGAUUCUAAGCUAUGGUUUGUGGUCCACGUGGCUUGAAUAGUUUCGCUCUUCAUUCCAUGAGGAUCCCUGGAUCCUUUUUUUAAUGAGGUUAUUAUUAUCUCCCCCAAUAAAACAGUAAAAUAGCAGGUACAAAAAAUACAAAAAAGUCCUCUCUUAAAAGAAAUUCUUAGACAUAACCACCCACAGAAGUUCUUACCUGAACUCUUUCCUUUCUUCUCCCAGCCUCUCACCCUGGGAGGCCGUCAUUUUCCUGUCUCUCAUCCAGGGCCCUCCAUCAGCUAUCUGCCCCCCCCCAUGAGUAUACAAAUUAGAACCUUAAUAAAGGCCACAGACAUAGGACUCUAAAGAAAGAAGAAAAUAAAGAAGGAAAUGGAUAAUAAGAAGAGAGGAAAGAGAAAGAAAAUAAGCUUUAAAAGACAAAAGAAAAAUAAACAUUUGAGAAAGAUACAAAAACAAAACUUCCGAUUUUACAUCUGCCAGUUACAUAAAAAAGAGGCGUGUUUAAAUCAUUCAAUCCAUGCUAACAUCUGUCUUCUCCACUUUCUGUUAUUUGCUUCAAGUCACGGUGUCUCCGAAUCAUUCAUUUCUUUUCAUCAUGAAAAGUCCAAGACCCACUGUCAAAGAUCCCUGGAUCCUAUUCCAAAUAUCAGCCAACAUUUCAAACCAUGGAUUGACAAUUUAGAUUAAUGCUAAACCACACCUUGGCCCAAAGGACUGCAAGCCAACUUCAGGGGCUGUGGCUUCAGAUCCUGGUUUGGCAUACACUUACAAGUCAUUCCCACCCACUCCCCGCGCCCCCCGAUGGUGCUGGUUCAAAAAUCAGAGAAACCGUGGUUUGGUUUUAAAUCUGAAGCAAUUCCACUGAACUGGUGGAAGCCCAAGACAAGCGGGGUAGAAAGGAAGAGAGAAGAACCGGGGAGCACACAUAGCUAGUGUAGCGUUCCCUGUGCGAUUCGAUUUGCAUGAAUUUCUAGGUAGUAUUUUUUUAAAAACCAGGGUUCUUGCUGGCCUCCCCCAUCCCCAAAGUCUAAAUCUAGAUUGCAAGUUCAUCAGGGCAGGGACCUGGCGCUUUGUUCUGUUACUCUAAACUAGGCUUCCUCAACCUCAUCCCUCCAGAUGUUUUUGGCCUACAGAUGAUCCCUAGCUAGCAGGACCAUUGGUCAGGGAUGAUGGGAACUGUAGUCUCAAAACAUCUGGAGGGCUGAGGUUGAGAAAGCCUGCUCUAAGCACUGCCCAAUGGUGCAGUAUAUAAAUAUCUUAAUUACCAAUGAUGAUAACUCAUUAGGCUUUUCAGGAAUCUUGAGUCUUUGCCCCAGGGUGGGAAGUGCAGCCUAAGCCAAAAUGUUGGCUCAAGUUAGCCAUAUUUCUAAAAAUAAGUCAGACAGCACUGACAGCAUAGGCGGCAAACGCUGGGUGAAAGGUGCUGUUUGCGUGGAGGACUUCGCUGGCAAGGUGCUAUAUUAGUCACGGGAAAGGAUGGUUGUGGGUGGCGAAGACCAAGAGGAUAUAUGGAGGGCACUUGCAAGGUAUUCCCAGGCUGGGAUGGCAUUGAGUCUUUGCGAAGUCUGCCAGCUCAACGCUUCAGAGGAAUCCUUUGGAGCUGAACCUUCUAAAGGCACGAGUGGAUUCCCCAUCAGCUUUCGCAGCUGCAUUUGUGAAGCAUGAGGUUGUAUCUUCCCUGUUGGUUUGUCUUACUCUGUUUGAAGUCUCGGUUGGCAAUGCAAAUCCUUCUCAUGGGGCUUCUCCCACAAAUGAAAGUCUUAUAACUUAGAGAGAGAGAGAGAGAAGGGAGAUUUUGCCCCGCAUAGUCUUGUCAUUGCAUUUACUUUACUCAGGCAUGCAAACAGCUGCUCGCCUGUGGCGAUCAGGUGCUAGCUGCAGGGGAGCAUCUGUAAAUGGCAGGUGGGCUGGUUCUCUUUCCUUUCAGGUUAUCAGCGCGCCAUAGGUAAAGGUAAAGGGAACCCUGACCAUUAGGUCCAGUUGUGGCCGACUCUGGGGUUGCGGCGCUUAUCUCGCUUUAUUGGCCGAGGGAGCCGGUGUACAGCUUCCGGGUCAUGUGGCCAGCAUGACUAAGCCGCUUCUGGCGAACCAGAGUAGCGCACGGAAACGCUGUUUACCUUCCCGCCAGAGCGGUACCUAUUUAUCUACUUGCACUUUGUUUGACGUGCUUUCGAACUGCUAGGUUGGCAGGAGCAGGGACCGAGCAACGGGAGCUCACCCCGUCGUGGGGAUUCGAACCGCCGACCUUCUGAUCGGCAAGUCCUAGGAUCUGUGGUUUAACCCACAGCGCCACCCGCGUCCCUUCAGCGCGCCAUAGAUGACACAAGAGUAAAGGAAGGGCCGUGCUUCAGUGGCAGCACAAUGCUUUGCAUUUAGAAGCACCUGGGUUCAAUCCCUGGCGUCUCAGGUAGGGCUGGGGAAGGCUCUGGUCUGGAAUGCUGGAGCAUUGCUGCCGGUCAGUGUAGACAAUAUUGAACCAGAUGGGCCACAAGCAUAUUCAAUGUGUAAAUAAUAUGUUUUUGUUUUAAGAGGACUAGUAGUAUGAGGAUUUGUUCGGUUUUGCUCAUGACUUAGAUUGCUAAAACAUGGCUUUUUUGUUGCUGCGGGGGGGGACCCCAUUCUUUCUCUCUCUUUUUUUUAAUGGUAUUUUUUAUUAAUUUUAACAUAUUAUAAAAUGUACCACAAAACUUAUCACUUAUACAAUCUUUUUGGACUUCCAUCAGCACCUCUGAUGAUCCACCGUUUUAACCACUUCUUAUGCAUUUCUUAACUUUAUAUUGCCUUUACACCUCUUAACAAAUCAUCCUUCCCCCUUAUCCAUUUUUACAGUACUUCUAAUAAUACUCCUCACAAAACUUUUUGCAACCCUACAAAUGUCGUCUGUUCUUCACAAUUACUUUUCUAAUAGUCCGUAAAUUUACUCCAGUCUUCCGUGAAUUUCUGGUCUCGCCGGUUUCGAAUCCUUCCUGUUAGUUUAUCUAAUUCUGCAUAGUCCAUUAACUUCAUCCUCCAUUCUUCAAUCGUUGGUAACUCUUCUUGCUUCCAUUUUUGGGCCAAUAAUAUUCUUGCUGCUGUUACUGCAUAUAAAAAGAGCUUACAUUCCUUUCUAUUUAUAUCACACCCCACCAUUCUUUCUCUUUAUAGAUGGUUUCACCCAAAUAUUACCGGAGUGGAGGCAGAGAACCUUCUGCUGACACGAGGAGUAGAUGGCAGCUUUCUGGCCCGGCCCAGCAAGAGCAACCCUGGGGACUUCACCCUUUCAGUUCGGUGAGUCAAUUGUGAGAGAGAGUUUUGCAUGCAGGAGAUCCUAGGGUCAGUCCCAUUCAAUCUCCAUUUGACAACCUUACUAAGACCUCUUUAAUCAGGUGAUUGGCCUAGAGUAUAUGUAUGCAAAUAUAGCCAUAGUUUCAUUGUGUGGUGAACCAGCAACCCCUUUCCUUCCUCCCUUUGGAGGUUGAGAAGCCCAGUUUCUGAAGAGGGCAGCGAAGUGGGAGGAGGGAGCCUGGCCUGAGAUCACAGGCCUUGGAGAGCCGCUGCCAAUCAGAUAAUUUAGAUAAAGGGUGGGGAAACUGCAGCCUUCACAGUGUGGCUGGAUUCCCCUUCCCAUCAGCAUCCGACUAAACAUCAGGAAUGACUUUCUGACAGUAAGAACAGUUAAACAGUAUCCCUUGAAAAGUUGUGGACUCUCCUUCCUUGGAGAUUCUAAAGCAGAGGUCAGAUGGCCAUCUUGUCAGGGAUUCUUUAGCUGGAUUCCUGCAUCGCAGGGGGUCAGACUUGAUGACCCUCGAGGUCCCUUUCAACUCUACAAUUUUUGUUUUCAUUCUAUGAACAUAAAUGUAAAGGGACCCCUGACCAUUAGGUCCAGUCGUGGCUGACUCUGGGGUUGUGGCGCUCAUCUUGCUUUAUUGGCCGAGGGAGCCGGCGUACAGCUUCUGGGUCAUGUGGCCAGCAUGACUAAGCUGCUUCUGGCGAACCAGAGCAGCGCACGGAAGGGCCGUUUACCUUCCCGCCAGAGCAGUACUGAUUUAUCUACUUGCACUUUGAUGUGCUUUUGAACUGCUAGGUUGGCAGGAGCAGGGACCAAGCAACGGGAGCUCACCACGUCGUGGGGAUUCGAACCGCCGACCUUCUGAUCGGCAAGCCCUAGGCUCUGUGGUUUAACCCACAGCGCCACCUGCGUCCCUAUGAGCAUACUUGAACGCUAAUUGCAGGAGAAUCAUCUUUGUUGUUAGAACCCAAAAAACUUGUAGAACCUUGGGAGAAGGUUAAAGACACUUGCUUUUUGCCGCUCUCGCUCACUGCAGGCAGUACAUUUAAAAACAAAAGCAGAAAACAUAGGCACUGAGCUCAGCUCGGUGCCCCAAGCGGCCACCUGCUCUCCCACAUCCAAGGCCGGCCCUGACGGGGAGAGAUGGGUCUGACUUGAUACAAGGCAGCUCCAUGUGAUCAUAUAUGCGUUCUUGUAAGUCGGCUUUCUUGCUGUCUCAACCAGGCGGAAUGGAGCAGUCACCCACAUCAAGAUCCAGAAUACAGGCGACUACUACGACCUCUAUGGAGGGGAGAAGUUUGCCACCUUGGCAGAGCUGGUACAGUAUUACAUGGAACAUCACGGGCAGCUCAAGGAGAAGAACGGCGACGUGAUCGAGCUGAAGUAUCCGCUCAACUGUGCUGACCCCACGUCUGAAAGGUGAGAAAGCCGGGAGUUGUGCGAGGAGGCGGCUGGGCACCAAACAGGAUGAUUUCCUGGUGAUAGGGCAUGACGACUGUGGUGGCGUCAAGCAGUGGCGGAGGAACCCUCUCCAGCACCUGGGGCGGGGCAGCCUGUACAGAGUGCGCAUUUGCGGCAUCCUGUGUGUGCGCACUCUGUACGGGAUGCUGCACAUGCGCACUCCGUACGGGCUGCUGCUUGCACAGCGACCAUACAGGCUGCCACACAAGCGGCAUCCCAUACGGAGUGUACAUGUGCGGCAGCCCAUACAGUCGCCAUGCAAGAGGCAGCCUGUACGGACGCUGCGUGCCCUUGGCCACUCUGCAGCUGGAGGGAGGCAGGGGCCAUCUUUUAUCCACCCCCAGAGUGGCACCUGGGGCGGAUUGCCCCCUCUGCCCCCCACUUUGUACGCCCCUGGCGUCAAGGUAGCCCCUGCAAAUUCUGGGUGUGGCCAGUGUUAGCAUUAAUGGUCUAGGUGCGAGCAGGCCCGGCUUCCCCCCGAGUCAGGCCUACUGGUGAACCAAGCUGGUCAGCAGCUUUACAGGGCUAGGAGAGACCCUCUUGCCCUCUUGGGUCAUCUGAUCCCUCCUGAGUUUGACGCUGCAGGACCACCCUUUGGCCACCUGCAGUGGUGGCUCUGCAGUGCAGGCGGUAGCUCACCCUGCUUAUGCACUGCCUUUUCACUUUGCUUUUAUGUCCUUUAAAAUAUUUUUGGCUAUACAGUAAGCCCGCAACUUACACACAUUUAACUUGUGUACAUUCAGCUUUACACGCUUGGCAAACAAAUAAAUAUUUUUUUUAAAGAGAGGAUGGGUGCCUGGGGAAAAAGACUUUGUAAUUCCAUCUGCCAUCGAACCCUGUGUGUUUUGACAAUACAUGAUUUUGGCUUUAGGCACAGUAUCCGGAACGUAACCCCGCGGGUAACCUGCGGGCUUCCUGUAAUUUAGCUGUUUCCUAAAAUUUAUGUACCGCUUGAUUGUGAUUUGCAAGAAGGAAAAUAAAAUAAAAUUAUCAGGAAAUACAGUUAAAAUCAACUUUUAAAAACAUUUUAAAAAAUAAAAUCAAUGAUAAACAGAAAACAGAUUAAAACAAGUGUCCGCAUUACAUGUAUGUGAAUAGGCUUGCCUAAAAAUGUUUCUGGCAGGCGCUGAAAGGAGUACAGUACAGCAAAGGUGGCUGCCUGAUGUCAACAGGCAGGGAGUUCCAAAGUGUAGGUGCCAACACACUAAAAGAUUGCUUUCUUACGAAUGCAGAGUGAGUAUUAUGUGGCACCUGUACCAGGGCCAGUUUUGCAGAUUGAAGCAGUGUAGUGGGCCUAUGUGGAGUAAGUCCAUCUGGCACGUAAAUGGGUCCCAAGUUGUUAAUGGUUUUGUAUAUUAAUAGCAACAUAUUGAACUUGGCCUGGUAACAAAUCGGCAACUGGUGCAGGUCUCUGGGCAGAGGUGUUACAUAAGAGUGAAGUGUGCCUUCCAGUUUCAGCGACCACUUUUUUUAAAAGAAAUGUAUAUUUAAAAGGCUUGUGCAUCAGGUAUCAUAAAUUUUGGCACUUCUGCAUUGACCCCUACAUCACACCUGUUUGUGGAACAGUUGCUGAGCGCAGGGUUCGAAAUUAACAGGGUGCCAGGCGCAUUUUGCGCCUAAAGAUUCUCCAUUUGCGAGCACCUCCAAAAGUCUGGGUGCCAUUUUUUAGUGCCUGGCCAACGCUCAAGGAUUACUGAAAUGUAUGUGAUUUGAAGCUUCGAAGUAUAUGUGAAGGAUAGACAAUAUAUUAAGGAGUCUAACAGUAAAGAACAGAGUGUUUUGAAAACUGAACUGUGGUACCAAUAUUUUUAUUGUAAACACCAAAUUAAGCAUGCAUUAACAAUUUCUGCUAAAACUGUGUCACUUAUGUGAAUUGCAUCUCUCCCCCCCCCCCCCCGGUGGUGACUAGACUUUCUGUUUUGGCGCCCACUACUCAGGUCCUGGAAGCCAUUUGGCUCCUAGCUUUUCUAUCCCACUGGCUGAGUGCAGGCAACUAGUGUGUUGGCCCGAUGCGACUCACCUCAUUUUGCUGCCUUUCCAAAGGUGGUUUCAUGGGCAUCUUUCUGGAAAAGAAGCGGAGAAGCUGUUGACAGAAAAAGGGAAACAUGGGAGUUUUCUUGUCCGCGAGAGCCAGAGCCACCCGGGAGACUUUGUCCUUUCCGUUCGGACGGGGGACGAUAAAGGAGAGAGCAACGAUGGGAAGUCCAAAGUGACGCAUGUCAUGAUCCGGUGCCAGGUAAAGGAAUGAGGAUGUGGGUGAGGCAAAGAAGCUGUAGGCCUGGAGGAGGAAAUUGCUGGAGCAAUUUCUGGGUGUGCUUUAAUGGAGGUGGAAAGUUUGCAUUCUGGUUCUCUGCAUCUAGGUAAAGGUAAAGGGACCCCUGACCAUUAGGUCCAGUCGUGGCCGAUUCUGGGGUUGCGGCGCUCAUCUUGCUUUAUUGGCUGAGGGAGCCGGCGUACAGCUUCUGGGUCAUGUGGCCAGCAUGACUAAGCCGCUUCUGGCGAACCAGAGCAGAGCACGGAAACGCCGUUUACCUUCCCGCCGGAGCGGUACCUAUUUAUCUACUUGCACUUUGAUGUGCUUUCGAACUGCUAGGUUGGCAGGAGCUGGACUGAGCAACGGGAGCUUACCCCGUCGCGGGGAUUCAAACCGCCGACCUUCUGAUUGGCAAGUCCUAGGUUCUGUGGUUUAACCCACAGCGCCACCCACGUCCCUCUCUGCAUCUAAUUGCAGUCAAAUCUUGGUUCCCGGAUGCCUCUGUUUUGGAACGUUUCGGCUCCCGAAUGUCGAAAACCCAGAUCUAAGUGUUCCGGUUUUUAAACGUUUUUCAGAACCCGAACGGCCGACACGGCUUCUGUUUGAAUGCAAGAAGCUCUUGCAGCCAACCGGAAAGCCGCACCUCGGUUGUUGAAUGUUUUGGAAGUCGAACGGUCUUCCAGAAUGGAUUACGUUUGACAACCGAGGUUUGACUGUAGUGGAGGAUUUUUUUACUGUAUCCCCCCCCCCCAUUUUUUAUUAAAGUUUUUUUUUUUGUAAUACAAUACAAUCAAAAACAAGGUAAUCUAAAUAAAAACAGCUAAAGAAAAGAAAAUGCAGAGUCCUCUCUCGAAGGUAGCUCUUCGUUCUUGUCUCACACAGAAAGGGUGGAUCCUCGCAGCUUUCACCUGGGAAUUUUUCUUUCUUCUCUGAGCCUCCCUCCCUGGGAGAUCUUUCACCCAGUGACCUUCACUGACCAUCCAUCACCGUUGUGUCUGUAUAAUCCCAAUAAAGACCUAGAGCAGAGGAGACCAAGGAAAACGAAAGAGAAAGAAAGAAAGAAUAAUGAAGAUAAAAGGAAAGAGAAAGAGAAAUCCUCCUCCUAAGCCAGCAACUUUAAAGAAUUAAAAAUGUGCUUUUUGGUGUGUGCUGAGGCUGGGGUUUUAGUCCUAUGCAGGUUUAUGCAGCCUGAAUUGAUUUUCUUGAUAGAUGGAAAAUAAUUUCUAAAAGUGACUGGCCUAGAAUAAAUUAUGCAAAUCCCGGGCACCCGCGUGCAUAGCUAACUAGCGCCUGUCUCUUCUCCUUUCCUUCCAAGGAUAUGAAAUACGACGUUGGUGGAGGGGAGAGAUUUGAUUCCUUGACAGACCUUGUGGAGCAUUACAAGAAGAACCCCAUGGUGGAAACCCUGGGGACAGUCCUUCAACUGAAGCAGGUGAGAAGAAAAGCUCCUGGUGAUGAGCAUUUUGGAGAGGGAUGGGAUCCAGUCCUCUGCAAUGGCCCUGGUGUGCUCAUGGGCCCGUGUGCUUUUGUGUGCAGAGUGAGCCCUUCCGUGUGGAUCCCUUCCCUCUCCAGGCUUCUGAUCCUCGGCAGGGCAUUGCUUUGCAAGCAGAAGGUCCCAGAUCCCUGGCAUUUGAUGGCUGGCUCCUUUCAGAGCACAGUAUCAGUUGAAACUUAGUUUUUUACGUUCACAGAACAUGCUCUUCUAAAUGUAUGUUUCCCCCCUCGUUGCCCUGAUCUUGACUUUGGAGAAAGGGCUAUAAGGGCCGCUUUGGAAGUCAAUGCAAGGGCCAGGUGCCACCAUGCCCCCCCCUCAAAAAACUUUGCUUACAGCCCCCAAGCUGGAUGAAUGGGUCUUGAAUCCAAACUCUUGGAAAUAGGUGCAUCAUUUGGAGCGCAUGAACAUUUUCCAUACAGUAUGAAUGGAUCUUACAUGGGAGCUCUGUCCCAGGGAUGGUAAAGUAAAGGUAAAGGGACCCCUGCCCAUUAGGUCCAGUCGUGGACGACCCUGGGGUUGCAGUCCUCAUCUCGGUUUAUUGGCCGAGGGAGCCGGUGUACAGCUUCCAGGUCAUGUGGCCAGCAUGACUAAGCCGCUUCUGGCAAACCAGAGCAGCGCACAGAAAUGCCGUUUACCUUCCCGCCGGAGUGGUACCUAUUUAUCUACUUGCACUUUGAUGUGCUUUCGAACUGCUAGGUUGGCAGGAGCAGGGACCGAGCAACGGGAGCUCCCCCCGUUGCGGGGAUUCGAACCACCGAUCCUUCUGAUCGGCAAGUCCUAGGCUCUGUGGUUUAACCCACAGCGCCACCCGUGUCCCUCCCCUGGAUGGUGCCUAUACACAAAAACGUCUAUGCUCACCUGCCUCUCUUUCUUCCUCCACAGCCCCUCAACACCACCCGCAUCAAUGCGGCAGAGAUUGAGAGCCGUGUCAAAGAACUGAGCAAGCUGGCAGAGACCACCGACAAAGUUAAACAAGGCUUCUGGGAAGAAUUUGAGGUAAGUGGGGUCUUCUGCCUCCACUGUCGGAGUCAGUAAGUGCUUCCGAAUGCAAGUUGCUGGAAACCACAGGAAGGGAGAGGGCUGUUGUGCUUGAAUCUUGCUUGAGGGUUUUCCAUUGGGGCAACUGGUUGGCCACCGUGAGAAGAGGAUGCUAGACUAGACGUGCCAUUGGCCUGAUCUAGCCAUUGACUCUUCUUAACUAAAAGUGUGUCGCGUGUGGAGCUGUUUUGCGUGCAUCUGUGAUUUCGCAUAUUGCUUUGAACUUACCAGCUCGUCGCUUGGGCUGCAGUUGGUUUCUUGUGCAUGUUCAGUCUUUCAGUACAACUCGGAACAAUGGUUGUGAGUUGCUCUUAGAGUUUAGGCACUUCUGAGGAACAAACUUUGCCUCCCAACGUUUUCUUUGCCUCUGGGUGAGGUUGCUGGUUUGUUGGUGGAAAGGUAAGAGCUUUCCAUAGCAUCGCUGCGGCACCACUAGAGGGAGCCAUGGCACCGAUGGAUUUCUCUGGGUGCUUCUUCCUAAAGACUCAGUGGCUAUUGCCCAGCUUGAGAGACCCACUAAGCAUUUUGGUUUUCUGUGACCGAAAAAGGACCUUGUUUUUAAACCUGGUUAAGGAGGCAAACCAGGGGACAUGUGGUCUAAACCACAGAGCCUAGGGCUUGCCGAUCAGAAGGUUGGCGGUUCAAAUCCCCGCGAUGGGGCGAGCUCCCGUUCCUCGGUCCCUGCUCCUGCCAACCUAGCAGUUUGAAAGCACGUCAAAGUGCAAGUAGAUAAAUAGGUACCACUCUGGCGGGAAGGUAAAUGGCGUUUCCGUACGCUGCUCUGGUUCGCCAGAAGCGGCUUAGUCAUGCUGGCCACAUGACCUGGAAGCUGUACGGCGGGUCCCUCGGCCAAUAAAGGGAGAUGAGCGCCGCAACCCCAGAGUCGGCCACGACUGGACCUAAUGGACAGGGGUCCCCUUUACCUUUUUAUCCCACCCUUUAGGCAGAAAUGUUCUCAGGGCGGCUGAAUCCGUGGAAUUCUAUAAAAUGCUUAGCGUUGGUUCACGGCCAUGGUUAUCCAGCUGCUGCUUACAAGGCAGGGUCCACCCUCAUCCCCGCAGGGAUAUUCAUAGUGGCAUCUUUCUUUGGCACUUGCCUUUGUGUCUUUGGCCCACGAUGGGUGGGGGUGGGCACAUGCUGGUGAAAUUCGGGGCUGGGGCUGGUGGAGGAAGCGGUAAACACUUUGCAAGAUUCGUUGAAUCCUCCUUGUUCUUUGUUCAGACUCUCCAGCAGCAAGAAUGCAAACUCCUCUACAGCCGUAAAGAGGGGCAGCGGCAGGAGAACAAGAACAAGAACAGAUACAAGAAUAUUUUGCCCUGUGAGUACUGAAUGCUCUGUCCUUGCCUCUUCCUCAAAGCCGAGAUUCCUGGCCAGUAAGAUUCACCCGGUUAACCUUUGAGCUUUCACGUCUGUUGGUGAGAAUGUGCAGCCUUCUUUUCUGACACUUCCAGUUAAAAGGGUCUCUGCUAGCAGGAGAGGCCCCUUUCCAUGCCACUCUGGAGAGCCGUUGGCAGGCCCUCUUCAGCCUGGUUCCCUCCUGAUGUGGCUGCGGCUCUCAACUCCCACCAUCCCUGGCCAUUGGCCAUGCUGACUGGAGUUAAUGGAAGUUUGAGCCGAGCAAUGUUCAAAUAUUUCCUUUGAAAAGUACGUGGAAACUUCAGCUGGUCCAGAAUGCUGCGGCCAGACUGCUGACGAGGCCAAACUGUUAGACUGUUGACUCAUAAAUAUUUUAAAAAAAUAUUUCCUCCCAGUUUUUAAAAGAAGUUUUACAAAGAUACAAAUCCAAUAUUUUCCCAAUAAACAUGUAUUUUUUUUUACUUCCCCCACCCCUUUUGGGGUUUCUUAUAUUUUUAAAAUUUGUAACACUGCAUUUCCUUCAUUAUGCCAAUUCUUAAUUACUCCCUGGUUUUCCUUUAACAUGAAUUUCAACUGCUUGGUUUUAAGUUAAUCCUGCCAAUGAACAUAUAUGUACAAAAACCUUUCAAAUAAUCCACAAAUUUUCCCCAGUCUUUGAUAAAGCUUUUUGGUUCUCCUGGUUUCUUAUUGCUCCCUAAAGUUUUGCCAUUUCUGCAUAGUCCAUUAAUUUAGUCUGUGACUCCUCCUUGGUUGGUGCAGAAUCUUCUUUCCAUCUCUGAGCAUAAAUGAUCCUGGCUGCGGUAGUAGCAUACAUAAACAGGGGUGGUGUGGUUUGUUUGUUUUUUGGUCUUUAGGUAACUCUGUACUGAUUAUCCCUAAAAGAAAACCUCCUGGUUUUUUAAUAAAAGUUACUUUAAACAUUUUCUUCAAUUCAUUAUAAAUCAUUUCCCAGAAAGCUUUUGCUAUCUUACAAAACCACUGACUGUUGAGGAUGUGCGUGGCUAUCACAUUUGGCCAUCGCAGGCUGGCUUAGAGUAGGGAUGGGAAGGCAAGUAGGAGGAGGAAGGAGAAAUUGAAAAGAAAUGAGGCAGUUUCUCCUCCGGUCUGCUUUCCCAUUCCACCUAACCUCAGCCAGCCAUGAUAGGUAAGGCUGGUUUUCAGCUUAGCAUGAAAUCUGGCCUGUAAUUAGCUCGUUUUGCCUGGAGAGAAAUUUCCAGCUCACGUUCUCACUAACACAGAGAAUAAACUUCUGAAAUGCUUUUUUCCCUGGUUGCCCGGGCACAACUGUGGUUCGCCCGAGGCAACCAGCUGGGUAGCAGUGGACAACUAAUAUCUGACUAAGUAAUUGCUGGUUGUAACUGUUUAAUAAGGUGUGUCUUUGUUUUUCCCUUCCCUCCUUCCAGUUGACCAUACCAGAGUUGUCCUUCAUGACGGUGAUCCGAAUGAGCCUGUUUCUGAUUACAUAAAUGCCAAUAUUAUCAUGGUAAGGGUGUUUGUGGGGACCCCCCCUCCUGCCUCUGGGAGACUUGCAGACUUAAUCUUUACUGUUGAGGGGAGGGGAUAGUCUGGAGGAGCAUCCCCUACCAGAUAGUUAGUGGACCCUAAUUACCUGUUGGUUGGACAGUGCUCUCGAAGCUGCCAACAUGAGCUUGACGUAACUGCGGGAGGCAAUGGAAGACAGGAGUGCCUGGCAUGCUCUGGUCCAGGGGGUCACGAAGAGUCGGACACGACUAAACGACUAAACAACACCAACAUUAUUACCUGUCUGGUGUGGGUAGGGGAGGGCCAAUCCUGGGAUAAGUUAAAUUUUUGUUGUUGUUUAGUCGUGUCCGACUCUUCGUGACUCCCUGGACCAGAGCACACCAGGCACUCCAGUCUUCCACUGCCUCCCGCAGUUUGGUCAAACUCAUGUUAGUAGCUUUGAGAACACUGUCCAACCAUCUCGUCCUCUGUCGUCCCCUUCUCCUUGUGCCCUCAAGGACCUUUUAGCUCCCGGUAUUUCAGCUGAGUUGUUGCAUUCAUUUAUUUGGAGCAUUUUUACCGUGUCCUUUAGCUAAAAAGGCUUAGAUGCAAUCAAUUAAAGAAAAUAGUCUCUCCCCACAGAUUUAUAAUCUGAACAUAUAACACGAAAGGAAGGAAUGGGGAGGCCAUCUCCCGCUUUUUCCUGCUGCUGGCAGGGCCCAUUUGAAGGAGAAGAGGCGCAAGGGAUGGUUGGCCUCUCCUUCCCUUAAUUAUGCCCCCAGCUCGGGAUGAACCAUGCUGCUUGGAAAGGAGGAGAGAUUUAGUUUCCAGAAAGUUGCCUCCCUUUGCUGAUUGCCCCUGCUGUUUUUAUAGAUAAGCUGUUAAGUUGAUGUUUAUUGUUUCCAUGCAUUCUUUAGUGUAAUCUGAUUUGUGAGGCUCAGCUGAAAAGGGCAGUGCAGUAGGAUUGUGUCUUGUGGGUGUGCGUGUUGUGUUCUUUGGGGAUGGGGGUCAGGGUAGUGUGGAAAGCUGAAACUGCAUACAGUGGUACCUUGGUUUUUGAACUUAAUCCGUUCCGGAAGACCGUUCGACUUCCGAAACAUUCAAAAACCAAGGCACAAAUGGCAGUCUGCCAAUUCAAUAGAGAAAAUUGUGAAAAACAACAGAUAGCCAUUUAUUUCUGAGGUGCGUUCGAAAACGGAAACAUUUACCUCCGGGUUUUCAGCGUUCGAAAACUGAAACGUCCAAAAACUGAGGUACCACAGUAUAGUCAAAACAACUCCCUAGAACCAGCCACACACAAGCAAUCUUACCUUCUGGAACCAGAGCUAGAUGUCGUGAAGGCUGCCAGAGGUUCCCAGAGCCUGGUAAGCAAGGCAGAGGGCUUCAAAGCUCUUUCUGCAAGGAGGGAGCACAUUGUUCUCCUUGGAGAAAAACGAUAUGCUAUAAAGGCAAGAGACAAACAAGCAAAUAAAAUAUCCUUUCCUUUGCUGGAAAUCAUCACUCAGGAACACAUUCUGUUCCGGAAUACUGUGCUGCUUUUGGGACAGGUGUGGCACAGGUGUGCGAAGGAAGAUUUCUGGUGGCAGAGUCUUCCAAAACAAAUCCUGCCCUGCUCCACUCUUGAAUGUCAUGGGAAUUCACGUGGAAGUAUCCUGAGUCUCUACCCUGGGACAUGAUGUGGGGCCCAGCCAGGCUGCGCCUUGCCCUUUUAAGACAAACUACAAACUUUUGCUUGAAGGCUUUUGUCUCAGCGAUUUAAUAAUAAUAACAACAAUAGUAAUAAUAGUAAUAAUAGUAAUAAUAAUAGUAGUAAUAAUAAUAACGAUAAUAAUUUAUACCCCGCCCUCCCCAGCCAAGGCCGGGCUCAGGGCAGCUAACAAGCAAAAAUAAAAACAAGUUGAAUGAAUACAACUUAAAAACAAGAUUAAAAUACAACAUUAAAAUAUCGAAACAUUAAAAUAUUAAAAUGCAGCCUCAUCACAGGAGGAGAAAGGAAAAGGAAGAGGGGGAGUGAAUCAAAUUGGCUCUAAGCCAAAGGCCAGGCGGAACAACUCUGUCUUACAGGUCCUGCGGAAAGAAAUCAGAUCCCGCAGGGCCCUGGUCUCAUGAGGCAGAGCGUUCCACCAGGCCGGAGCCAGUGUUGAGAAGGCCCUGGCUCUGGUUGAGGCUAAUCUGACUUCCUUAGGGCCCGGGACCUCUAGGGUGUUGCAAUUUAUGGACCUUAAGGUCCUCUGUGGGGCAUACCGGGAGAGGCGGUCCCGUAGGUACGAGGGUCCUAGGCUGUGAAGGGAAUGGUUGGGGGCUAUGGAGGUGGGUGUCAGUGUUGAGGUUUGUAUUUCAUUUUAAUCUUCCAGUUAGAGGGUGGGAGUAUUGUUCUGUUUAGUGUUUACGGGCUUCUAAUGUUUUCUACUACUGUAGCAGGGGUUGGUGUUUUGUUUUCUCAAUAUGGUGUAUGGAACAUUUAAUAUGUUAUAUCAGGCAUGUCCAACUCCCAAGAGACUGUGAUCUGCUCACAGUAUUAAAAUGCUGUCUGUGAUCUACCCGUUGUCAUUGCCAGGCAAACUUGAGCUUUUUUUAGGGGGAGCAAAAGUUGUUGAGCUUUUCUUAGGGGAGCCUAAGACCUUGGAUGCAACGCAAUCGACCGGAAGAUCGUGAUCGACCUGUUGGACACGCCCUUGUUAUAUGAUUCCCCCAUUUUCUAUGAAAUAAUGUAUUCAUGACUGUAUGUACCGUAUUUUUCGCUCUAUAAGACGCACUUUUCCCCUCCUAAAAAGUAAGGGGAAAUGUGUGUGCGUCUUAUGGAGCGAAUGCAGGCUUUGCGGGCUAUCCCAGAAGCCAGAACAGCAAGAGGGAGCGCUGCACAGCUAUCCCUGGCUUUUGCGGGAAAAGAAAAAGCACCCAAGAGCCACGCUCCCUUUAAAGAGUGUGCGGCUCUUGCGGGAGGUUGGGGGAAAGCCAGGACGCUUGCUUUCGCUGAAGCCAGGAGAGCAAGAGGGAUCAGCGCGCACCGAUCCCGCUUGCUCUCCUGACUUCAGGGAUAGCCCCGCAAAGCCUCCUGAGUGAAGAGGGAGUGCUCCCUCUUCGCUCAGGAGGCUUCUUAUUUCUUGUUUCCCCCCCCUCCCCUAAAAACUAGGUGCGUCUUAUGGAGUGAAAAGUUGCUUGAAGACCCUUUAGGUGAGAAGUGGCUUAUAACUUAACUAUUAUUCUUAUUUUGCAGCCGGAGUUUGAAACCAAGUGCAACAAUGCAAAGCCCAAGAAGAGCUACAUUGCCACCCAAGGCUGCUUGCAGAACACCGUCAACGACUUCUGGAGGAUGGUGUUCCAGGAGAACUCGCGCGUGAUCGUUAUGACGACGAAAGAAGUCGAGAGGGGAAAGGUAAGGAGCCCACCUCGCUCAGGGGAUCUUGCAAUGCUGAUCAGCCUCUGAGCCUAUCAAAACAAAAUAAAUUCCUUCCAGUAGCACCUUAGAGACCAACUAAGUUUGUUAUUGGUAUGAGCUUUCGUCUCAGGGUGGAUUUGAUUUACUUCCAUCAGCCUCCACAUCAUAUGGCCUCUCUGUCUGGGGAUGAUGGGAGUUGUAGCCCAAUACAUAUGGAGAACUUCAGUUGGCUGACAUUGAUGAAACCAGCAGCCCACCACCACCCUGUCUUGUUUUCCAGAGCAAGUGCGUAAAAUACUGGCCAGAUGAACAUGCCCUAAAAGAAUACGGUGUGAUGCGCGUCCGAAAUGUCAAAGAGAGUGCGGCUCAUGAUUACACGUUACGAGAACUCAAGCUUUCAAAGGUUGGGCAGGUAAGUCUGUGAAGUUAUUUCUUUAGUUCUGGCCAGCCUCUGGCUCAUAUUCUUCAAAUGUGGUAGCAGCCAGACCUAAAGAAGAGCCCGCUUCUGUCCCAUAUAUGUUUGUUUACAUACGGCUAAUCAUUAAAAAAAAAAAUCAGAGCAGUUUGUGCCAAUUGUACGAAAACCCAAACCAUAUAAAAAUGAUAAAAUCAGAAGUCAGCUAACGGUUGGAAAUCCUUAACUUCCUGAAAAGGCCAGGCAGAAUAGAAAAGUUUUUAGCAGUUGUUUAAAAGUUGAACCACGAAGCGCUUGCUGAAUCUCCAUUGGCAGGGAGUUCCACAGAACUGGGCCAAUGGCAUAAAAUGCACUGUUGUUGUCAAAGAAGCCUCGCCAACUUGGGGAAUGAUCAACAGUUCUCCUGAAGGUGAUCUCAGUGAUUGAACUGGAAUAUAAGGCAAUCCCUGAGGUACCCUGGAGCUAAGUUGUUCAGGGCUUUGUAAAAUCCACCCUCAGCACUAUCCAUGUCACACAUUAAAAACUUCCCUGAACAGGGCUGCCUUCAGAUGUCUUCUAAACGUCAGGUAGUUGUUUAUUUCUUUGACAUCUGAUGGGAGGGCGUUCCACAGGGCGGGUGCCACUACCGAGAAGGCCUUCUGCCUGGUUCCCUGUAAUCUAACUUCUCGCAGUGGGGGAACCGCCAGAAGGCCUUUGGAGCUGGACCUCAGUGUCCACGCUGAACGAUGGGGGUGAAGAUGCUUCUUCAGCAAACAUGGAGGCUGAGCAUAGCCAUUGGGGCUAGUCUCCAUUGAGAGCCCUCUUCUCCAUGAAUUGGUCCAAUUUUCUUUUAAAGCCUCCAAGUUUCGGCCAUUGCUGCUUCUUGGAGUGAGUUCCGUAGUUCAUGCAAUGUGUGAAGAAGGACUUUGUUUUAUCUGUCUUGAAUCUCUCCUCUGAAAAAAGGUCUUGGUUUGCCAGGAAUGCAUAUAAUGUUGGGGGGUGGGCAGUCUGAUCUCCUGAGGGAGGGGCUUCUUCUGUAACUGGGGUGCUGCUGUUGAGAUGACUCCUCCUCAUCUCCAGUGGCGCACCCUCCCCCACCCCCAAAGUGCUCCUUAAAAGGCAGGAAAAGAUAUUUGGCUGCCAUCUCUCCAGGGCAACACCGAACGAACAGUCUGGCAGUAUCACUUCAGAACCUGGCCUGACCAUGGAGUCCCCAGUGAUCCUGGAGGAGUUCUAGAUUUCUUAGAAGAGGUUCAUCACAAGCAAGAAAACAUCUCAGAUGCUGGCCCAGUUGUGGUCCAUUGCAGGUACUGUGAUGGUUGGGCUCUGCCAGGGGUAGGCAACCUAAGGCCCGUGGGCCAGAUGCGGCCCAAUUGCCUUCUCAGUCCGGCCCGUGGAUGGUUCGGGAAUCAGUGUGUUUUUACAUGAGUAGAAUGUGUCCUUUUAUUUAAAAUGCAUCUCUGGGUUAUUUGUGGGGCAUAGGAAUUCAUUCAUUUCCCCCCUCAAAAUAUAGUCUGGCCCACCACAAGGUCUGAGAGAUGGUGGACCGGCCCACGGCUGAAAAAGGUUGCUGACCCCUGGGCUAUGCCUUUGAUCUUAAGCACAACAUUUUUCAAAGCCAGAAGAAGCAGAAAUAUAAGUUGUGUGUCUGUGUUUUUCCCCUCUUUCCCCCUCCUUCCUAGUGCUGGAAUCGGCCGGACCGGAACAUUCAUUGUGAUAGAUAUUCUCAUUGACAUAAUCAGAGAGAAAGGUGAGUCCCACUGCUGUUGUGUCAGCCUUCGCCUGCCUGGUGGGUUACAAUUUCCAUCAGUCCCAGCCAACACAGCUGUAUGAUGCUGAGGCAGAUGGGAGCAUGGGCUUUCUGGAGGCAAGGGCUGAUGGGCCACGAAGGCAGAGCACAGCCAUCAUGGCUGGUAGCCACCAAUAGCCCUUCUCCUCCAUGAAUUUCUCCUACCCUCUUUUAAAGCCAUUCAGGUUGGUGGUCAUCACUGCCUCCUGUGGGACUGAGUUCCAGAGAUUAACUAUGCCCUGCAUAAGAAAGGACUUCCUUUUAUCUGCCCUGAAUUCUCCAAAGUCCAGAUACUUCGCAGUUCCACUUACCGUAUUUUUCGCUCUAUAAGACGCACCUUUCCCCUCCUAAAAAGUACAGUGGUACCUUGGGUUUAGUACUUAAUUCGUUCCGGAGGUCCGUUGUUAACCUGAAACUGUUCUUAACCUGAAGCACCACUUUAGCUAAUGGGGCCUCCUGCUGCUGCCGCGCCACCAGAGCAUGAUUUCUGUUCUCACCCUGAAGCAAAGUUCUUAACCUGAGGUACUAUUUCUGGGUUAGCGGAGUCUGUAACCUGAAGCCUAUGUAACCUGAAGUGUAUGUAACCCGAGGUACCACUGUAAGGGGAAAUCUGCGUGCGUCUUAUGGAGCGAAUGCAGGCUGCGCAGCUUUCGCUGAAGCCAGGAGAGUAAAAGGGAUCGGUGCGCACCGAUCCCUCUUGCUCUCCUGGCUUCAGGGAUAGCCGCCCGAAGCCUCCUGAGCUGUGCAUUGCGUUCGCUGAAGCCAGGAGAGCAACAGGGAUCGAUCCCUCUUGCUCUCCUGGCUUCACUUCGCUGGAGAGGCGCUUUCGCUGAAGCCAGGAGAGCAAGAGGGAUCGAUCACUCUUGCUCUCCUGGCUUCGCUUCGCUGGAGAGGCGCUGCGCAGCUUUCCCUCUCUGCUCAGCGCCCCUUCAGCGAAGCGGGAGAAGAAAUGGAAGGGGCUGCGCGUCUCCUGCCGCUUUGCUGAAGGGGCGCUGCGCAGAGAGGGAAAUCUGUGCAGGGCCCCUUUAGCGAAGCGGGAGGAGAAACAGAGCCCCUUCCGUUUCUCCUCCCGCUUUGCUGGAGAGGUGCUGAGCAAAGAGGGAGAGAAUUCCAACACCCCCCCCCCGCUCUCCUCCUCUAAAACUAGGUGCAUCUUAUGGUCGGGUGCGUCUUAUAGAGCGAAAAAUACGGUGCUGUACCUGCUUCAAAUGGAGCCUACAAACAAAUGAAAUUAGAACGAACUGGAGCCUCCAGGCCCAGGAGCAGUAUCUUCUUGAGCCCCAAGUCCUACAGGCACUUCCUCAAGGCCUCUUCUGGUUGGUCACCGUGGAGAAGAGGUUGCAGGGCUUGGUGGGUCCUUGGUCUGACCCAGCAAGGCCAUCCUUGCCUCCUCACACCCACGCUGCCCAGCCUAGAUUGCUGCUCUUCAGGAACUUUGGAUGUCAGUGCAGAAGUGGAAGUAUUUCGCUGCCGGCAUAAGCUGCUGCUGGCUUGGGAGCUUAGGCGUGACCUCAGCCGGAAUGAGUGGAGCUGGAAGGGUUUUCUCUCGGGUCCUGCCUGGGCAUCCCUGUCCUGCUGAUCCUUUUUACUCCCUGCCCUCCAGGCGUCGACUGUGACAUUGACGUCCCGAAAACCAUCCAAAUGGUGCGGUCCCAGCGGUCAGGGAUGGUGCAGACGGAGGCCCAGUACCGGUUCAUUUACAUGGCGGUGCAGCACUACAUUGAAACGCUACAGCGUCGGAUCGAGGAGGAGCAGGUAACGCCUCGAGUCGGGCUUUGAAGCGGGGCUGCUUUGGCUAAGGUCCCAGCGGGCGGGAAGUUCCAGUCUUGCCUUUUAGAAAUAGGAUUGUCCUUCAGAUUUCCCUUCGUAUUCUGGUUUUAGCAUCUGUGUUUGUUGGUUUACGUAUUGUAAGUGUAUUUUAGUUACCUUGGUUAAAAAAAAAAAAGGAACUGGUAAAUUUAAUUAAUAAUAAAACUAAUAUGAUCAAUAAGUGACCUCCCUUGCCUCCAUGUGCUCUCUGUCUCUCUCCCUUUCAGAAGAGUAAGAGAAAAGGCCACGAGUAUACAAACAUUAAAUAUUCUUUAGCAGACCAGGCCAGUGGAGACCAGAGUCCUCUCCCACCCUGUACUCCAACUCCGACCUGCCCCGAGUAAGUAGAUGAUCUCCUUCCCUCUCCAAGAUCACAUGCAAGGGCAAAGUUCGACAUCACAGCCCCCAGAUACAACGGCAAGCGACACGACUGUGACAGCGAUACAGUCGUACCUCGAACGCCUUGCGACCCGGAACGUUUUGGCUCCUGAACCCUGCAAACCCGGAAGUGACUGUUCCAUUUUGCAAACGGUCUUGGGAACCCGAACGUCCGACGUGGCUUCCUACAAUUGGAAGCUGUGCCUGGGUUUCCAAACGCUUUGGAAGUCGAAUGGACUUCCGGAACGGAUUCCGUUGGACUUUCGAGGUACGACUGUAUAUUAAAGAGGAGAAGAAACUUCCAACAAAGGAUGGCAAAAUACCAUUGCAAUUGCAAAGUGUAAAUUUCAGCAAGGUUUACAAGGAACCAAUAUAGGCCCAUUUAUUAUUACAGUAUUAUUAUUACUACUACUACUAUUAUUAUUAUUAAGUUUUUCAUCUAAGCAGAUGAAAAACAGGCAGGCUUCCAGGUAACAUUCUGUUUCCAAGGUCUUCUUCAGGUGUUAACACCUCAAAGGCCGUAUAUUUGCAGUUUUCACAACUGGGAGGACUUCAUCUUCCACUCCUCUGGGCUUAUCCAUGUGAAAGAAGGCCCAGGAUUGCACUGGAAGCAAAAAUGCAGGAGGUGGGCUCCCCUGGGUCGUUCCUGUCCUUGUGCACCAUUAAGAGGCUGCCUUUCCUUGUUACCCAAAUGCCUAGGCGCUGUGGCUUUAUUCACAUGGAAAGAUUUGGCAAGGCUUCUCUUACACUGUAUGUAGAGCAAACCUUUUGGAGCUAUAAUGUAAAGGGGCGGGGAAACACCCACCCACACCUGUGCUUCAGCCUUGAAAAGUUUGCAAACAAAUGGUCUCAUCACAGAAAGAUUUUCUGUGUCUCUGCAGGCUUUUUAAAAAAACAAAUAAAUGCAAAGUUUAUAGUUUUUUUACUGAGCUUAAAUCCUGCUUUUCUUGCUUUAGGAAACAUAAAGCACAUUUCUUCUGUGCCUGGAGCCUUCCAGAUGUUUUGCACCAUGAUUCCCAUCAGCGCCAGACAGCAUGGCUCAUGGGGGGUGUGGUCCAAAACAUUUAGAGAGGAUCCGAUUGGCGAAGUCUGUUCUGAGUGACCCAGCCAUCCAGCAAACAAAUGGAAACAGCAUCAGCGGAAACCUUGUCUUUGUGUUUCUUCUCUGUUUCCAGUGGAUUUUAAAACCCCUUUGCUUCUCCCUCCAGGAUGAGGGAAGACAAUGCCAUGAGAGUCUAUGAAAACGUUGGUCUGAUGCAGCAGCAGAAAAGCUUCAGAUGAGAUGAAAUGAGCAGCGUUCCUUGUGAGGAAGGCAAGUCCGACUUGGGUUGUGGCGGGGCUUAGCAGAGGGUUGCACGUUAAUGGGGAUCAGGUGUGUGCAGGCUGCAAGCAAACUACAUCCUUGCAUUUCCAGAUUCACUUCUCAUGUGCUCCAGUGAAAGAAUCUUGGGAGCAGGGCUGGGAACGACUUCCAGCUCGCACCCAUUAAGACAUGUUGCUAGUCUUUCGUGUCUGAGCACAAUUCAAAGUGUUGGUGCUGACCUUUAAAGCCCUAAAAGGCCUCGGUCCAGUAUAUCUGAAGGAGCGUCUCUACCCCCAUUGUUCUGCCUGGACACUGAGGUCCAGCUCCGUGGGCCUUCUGGCGGUUCCCUAAUUGCGAGAAGUGAGGUUACAGGGAACCAGGCAGGGCCUUCUCGGUAGUGGCAGCAGUCUUGUGGAACGCCCUCCCACCAGAUGUCAAAGAGAACAACAACUACCAGACUUUUAGAAGACAUCUGAAGGCAGCCCUGUUUAGGAAGCUUUUAAUGUUUGAUGUAUUACUGUAUUUUAAUAUUUGGUUGGAAGCCGCCCAGAGUGGCUGGGGAAGCCCAGCCAGAUGGGCAGGGUAUAAAUAAUAAAUGAUGAUGAUGAUGAUGUGGGCCAUUGAUCUGGCUCAAGAUGAAGCAGGUUCUCCAUAGAUUAGCGUGGCAGUCCUUAAAGCUGCAAAGCUCAGGCAGCUUUGGACAGGAGUGGCCACCUAGAUGAUGCUGGAAAUGUAACUUCCAUCAUCCAUCACCUUUGGUCAGGGCUGUAUGGGAGUUGCAGUCCCCAGUCCCCUGUUAUAGCGCCCUCUCUGUAUAUUGUGGAGAAAGGCAUGAGGUAGUCCAGCAUGUGUGCGAUUCUACCUUCCCUAUUCUCAGGGCAGUAUCUCCUAUCUUCACAACAACUUUGUGGGGUAAGUUAGGGCGAGAGAGGUUGGUCCAAGAUGACCCAGCGUGCUUUGUGGCUGUGCGGAUUUGAAUCUGGGUCUGUCCAGGCUCAGUCCAAUACUCCAUCCCCGUUUCACCUUCCUGGUUCCCAAAUUUGAGUUCCAGUCAGCCACUUGGGACCCACUUCUAGUUCCUCUCCUAUUGCAUGUGAUUCCCCUCUGAAUUGAAGAACGGAGAUGAGCCUGAGCAUCUGUUUAAAGGCUCUUUCUUCUUUUCUCCCUUUACAGAACUGAAAUACCAUUUUCUUUUCUAAGAAAGUGAAGCCAAGUGACUUGAGGAGCGUCCCAUGAAGAGGAGUGGACUUUGACAGCUGCAUAGAGCCUCUUAUUUAUGGUGUUUUUAACCCUUCAGUAAUAAGCGGAACUUAAGACUAUCUUUCGGAGAAACUCCUAAUGCCUUUUCUCAACAUUGUCUGAUUUCUACAGUCCCCGAUUUUGUUUUGUUUCCAUUCAACUUGCGGUUCUUUUGCCUCCAGUGCAGACCAAUACUCUGUUGUACUUGAACAUUUUUCUCUCUCUCUCUCCUAGAUGCUGAGGUUUUAAAGCUGUUUCCAAUUAGAUAUAUUUUUUUUUAAAGGAAAAUCCGUUUCUUAUACUUAAAAAAGAAAUCAAGUAGCACGUCAGGUGAUAAACUAAUACUUUUUUCGUUGUUGGAGGUGUGUGUGUGUCAGUUGUGCUAAUUAGACAUUUGUUCCUCCCCUUCUGCCCCCUUACUCUUGGCCCUGCUUCUGGUGAGGAGCCAGUGACCGUUCUGGAACAGGGCACGUUGAUCAGUUAAUUUGUUCAAGACUUUAGUCCUCAAGGUGUCUGUCUUUCUUGGAAACGACGUUGCUUCUCUAGAACUGCCAAUGAUGCAUGGUUUGCACCAGAGAAAACUAGUUUGUUUCUUAGAGCCUGCUGGGCAACUGUUAAGAUGGUUGCUGCUGAAUUCUGAGUGUUUUGGGUCGGGUGGUUGGGGGGAAGAGAGAGAAAGAGAGAGAGAGAGAGAGAGAGAGAGAAAGGGAGUGGUAGCUAAACUCUGAUUCUGUGGUCACAAUGUUGGUGGCGUUCUGGAGUAAGCAGCCCAGCCUCUUUAUCCGAGGCUCGUCUGGGGAGCAAUCUCCUUUACUGCCCUGCCUGUGAGCAUCCCAGGUGGUGUGUUAAAAGCAGGACACUGAACUAAACUGACCGGAAUGACCCACUGGGGUUUUUCUUGUGUUCUCCACCCUCUCUCCUUAAGAGGGGCAAGCGGUCGGAUCUUCGGCAGUUGCGUUUCCCUGAAUGUUGCCUCGGCCGUGUGAAAGGGGAGCUCUUGCUUCACGUUGCCUUGUGAGGGCGGAGGAAGAUCUGGUUUCCAAAAUGUCUUAGCAGCAUAUUCCGUUAAGCAUAGAUGUUCUGUGGUUAACAUUCUGCCUUUUAUUUCAAAGUGCCUUUCCCCUCCUGCCUCCCAGCUCCAAAACCAUCUCUCCCCAGCUGGUGUAGUUUUCCCCCCCUGUCGGUGGAGUGGCGUUCAGCUUCUCUAAGUGGUCCUUUUGUGACCGUUGAAACCGUAGCCCAUCCCGGAAGCAGGACAACACCCUUCCUUGUCCAGCCUUUGCGGGGUUUGGGGGUGUGUGGUGGCAGGUUCUGAUCAGUGGGGUGAGGUGGGGAGGCUUUUUCCGGAGGCCUUUGGUUGGCAGCGUAAGCCAGAGAUGUCCUCCAAGGGCUGCUUUUCCCUUUGAAGCUGCAUGGGAAGCCGACGUGCUUAGGUCAGAGCUGGAAAAACCUAAUUUUAAGGCAGCGCUGUUGGGAAAUCAGCCUCUUGUUGCCUUGGCUGUGCGUACAGCAUUCUUAAAUACAAUUAGGAUUUUUUAAAAAUGUGCACCCAGAAAAACUGCAUCCUGCAGUCUAAAUGAUGUAAAUGGAGCAAACUUGCAUAAUUUCUCUGACUUCUAAUAAUCGGUUCCGUAGUUUUAACUACACCCCCCUCCCCACUUUUUACUGGCAUUGCUGAUUAUGGGGAGAGUAAUGGGGCUAUUAGAUUCCCCUGCCCUCCACUGAGGUUCUGAGAUUUCAGCUUGUGUUGCCUGUGCACUUGAGGACUAGAACCUUGUCUAGUUUUGUUUUGUUUCAAAAGAAAGCUUCUCUUGAAGUUGAAUCCUUCUCUCCCGCCACUUUGUUCAGAAUCACAGUGUGCACACAGCCAUGCUCGUUGCGAGUUCAGCUUGAUUGAAUGGGAGGCCAGGAGGAGUGGAAAUCUUCAACGUUUACUGUCCUUAUAAAAUAAAAAAACCCACAUUUUUUGCCCUAUCUUCUGACUUCAAAUUUUGGAACUCCUGUAAGCGGCUAUGCCUGAUGUUUUGCAUCUUACGCCUCAGCCUAGUCGGGCCACAGAGGAAGCUCCCUUUCUGCCUUCUCCUCAAAUUUCACCUUAGCUUUAGCAGAGACUUUGUCGUAGUUGCGGCCAAGAGGUUGGGAGCGCACGAGAAAGGUGUGUGGCAGAGCCCCCCAACAUUGGACAGAUGGUGCCAUCUGUCCCUACAAGCAGAUGGUACUGGGGUGGGGCGAGGAAUUUGGUCCUGGUGGAGGAAGCUCCUGGAGGUGUAAGAGUUGGACAAGGGCAAUUUUCAGGAGCUGAACCCCACUUACCCAAGCUAAGGCGCAGGGCCAUGCCUUACGAUGGACCUGGGGCAGCAACCAAAAUCGGGGUCCCUGUUUCGUGUUCUCCUCCUUCCCUUCCUCAUACGGAGUAAAAACCUCAACCUGUUUCCUGGUGUCGCAGUGCUAAGUUUCCCUGUGUGCUGUGCUUUGCUCCUCAAAAAAUAAAUAAUUGGGUAUUCCUGGCAGGGAAACCUGUAGCGACCCCAGGGCGCAGUUAAGUUUGGCUGCGUGUUAUGAAACGGGAGAACUAGACACGGGGAUGCCAAUUUUGGCUGCCACCUCACUUUCCUGGGAAGCGCCCGGUUCCAUCCUGCAUCAGCACCCCUGGGUUUCUUCUGAUAGAUGGUUCUCAACGGGAAUGGUUGAAAGCGUACCCAUAGGAUGGAAAUCUUUUUUAAAAAAAGAGUGCCCUGAACGUUGUUGCUUGCCACCUUUUUAAUGCGUUGUGUUGGCUCCUGAGAACUUUGACUUCAAAUUCGAGGGGGCUGAAACCCUGUUCAGUUUUUUUUGGGGUGUGUGUGUGACUGAAGGACUCCAGAAUCACCAGCGCUUCUUCUGGUGGACAUAUUUUAUUUUUUCCCAGAAGAACGAUGCUGAAUCCUUCCUUCCUUCCUUCCUUUGCACCUGCUAAGAGCUGAGUGGAUUGCUGGUGAUGUCAUUGAACGCUGCCCCCCCCUUCUCCCAAUGGUCCCUCAAAUUUUGCUACCUGAAACAGUCACUAUUAUUGUUGUUGUUGUUUUGGAAGGCUUGCCAAAUGAGAGUUUUAAAGGAACAAAAUUCCACCUUGAGCACGGAGCCUGUAGGGAACAUUGAUGCAACCCUAUCUUUCUUAAGACUGACAGGUCUGGCAUCUCCUUCCAAAAUGCAGUGCUCUGUGAUCUCUUCUCUUCUCUCCUCUCCUCUCCUCUCCUCUCCUCUCCUCUCCUCUCCCACCCCAACCUAGAUGUCUAUUAGACCACUGGCUGAAAUAUGCCAUCAGGCAAACAAAUGCUAUAGGACUCUUGACAAGGUGGUCAUAAUCUUGACAUAGAGUGUUUGCCUUUUCUGUCCCAGGAGCUUUUAAAGCAGGAGGAUCAAUACAUGCAAUGGUCCCCCCCAUCUUUAUAUCUGCCCCCCCCCCAGCCUGAGUGAAUACGGUUCAAGAAAAGCUCCACUGUGUGAUACUUGUGACUAGGAUUUCGGUCGCCUGCCUGGUUUAAGUAGGAACGUGGCAUGUUGAAUGUGCGGUUAUUAUUUUUCUCAGAGCACGUGAUUACAGAAUGUCAUUGCUGAAACUUGAAAAAAAACAAAACCUCCAAGAUGAUUGUGCUGAGAUGAGAACUUGAAUAAGAUCUUUGGGCCUUGCUGAAAACCAAAAGGAGACCUGUUCUUGUGGUUGUUGUUGUUUGUUUCUUUAAAAAGCUGUCUUUUUAAAAUAAAGACCAUUGCUGUGAGUGCCCUUUUGCGGAAGCAAAACUUCAGUGAACUUCCGUAGCAAUAGGGACACCCAACCCCUUUCCCAGGGAUGGGACCCACAGGUAGCAGUAUGUAAGGGGGUGGCUGCAUAGAUAUUGUGUCUUAGAAGUUCUGGAUGAAUUUUUGUGGACUUGCAAAUGGAAGGCACAUGGAGGAAUCAGAACAGUUAUCGAAUGUAUUUUAAACGAUCCUUCCUAAAUUGAUCUCUGAAACAGCCAAAGGCUUCAAGGGUUCUAAUGACUUAAUUUUAAAUGUCGGGGAAGAUUUUUUUUUACAUAUUUUGGAGGUCAAGGGAAUGUCCUUUAAUUCUGGAAUUGUCUUGACUUUUGAAAAGUCUGCCCUGUCUUUUCUUUAAGUGGAAAGUUGCAAAAUCUGAGACGUGGAAUAUUUUCACUGAAAAGUUGCAUUUCCCUGGUCUCGCAUGUCCCACCUCCUCCUAUUUUGGGGGAGAGCACUCAGAACUCUCCAUGGCCAAUUUUCCUGACCUUGACGCCAUGCGAGUGAAAUUUAGUGACCCCUCCAGAGGCAGUGAUUCCCAGACUCUUGAGGAAUGUACGGUAACAGGCUAGUUACCUGCUGGCAAAUCUGCUAGGUCUGCAGCAGGGGUGAUUGGAUCAGUCAGUUGCUGCCAAGGCAGAAAAAAUUAUCCAUGCUCAGAGGCUGCUCUUUGUCAUGUCUCUGCAUGAGUUUGGCAGCACACCCAGAUCAGGGACUCAUACAGAGGGGCCUGGUGCUCUUCUAAGGGCAGAUAACACUUAUUCUUUCACAUACCGUAUUUUUCACCCUAUAGGGCACACUGGCCCAUAGGGCGCACCUCAUUUUGGGGGGGGGGAAAUAAAUAAAUAAAAAUUUAUUUCCCCCCCAGCCACGGGGCUGGGGCGGGGGAAGCCCGAGCUUCCCCAGCCCCCAGAACAGGCUGUUGCCUGCAAGCCCGCGGGAACUCCCGCCGGGCGCGCAACGCUUGCGGAUAGCUUCCUGAAGCCUGGAGAGCUUGAGGGGUCGGUGCGCACCAACGCCUCUUGCUCUCCAGGCUUCAGCGAAAGCCUGCAUUUGCCCCAUAGGAUGCACACACAUUUCCCCUUCAUUUUUGGAGGGGGAAAAGUGUGUCCUAUAGGGCGAAAAAUACGGUACUCUAAGGCUUUUGGAGUUUGUGAGUGAAGAAUGUCUCCUUUUUUCUAAUUUAAGAGAAAAGCAUUACCUCAGAGUUUGGGAAGCCCUGGCCUAUGAGGAUGAUCCUUGCCGGUGUGCCAUUGCUUACUGAAUGUUUGAUGAUAACGUACUUCCAUUUUUUCACCGACUCUUUAGAAGAAAGCUCCUGUCAGUCUCAACGAAAUGUUUUAUUCCCCCCUCCCCCCAUGAAAUUUCAUGUUUAAAACGAUUUUACUUUGUUAUUCUGUAGUGAGAAACGAUAGCUUCUGUUGUUAAAGGUAUGUGGGGAGACGAUAAAUGAAAUAACUGGGAACUAGCUGGGCUGGAAAACUCGCAAACUAGAAAUUUUGAGCAAUUUGACGUAUUUCUCAGCCCCAGAUACUAGGAUGGGGCGGAGGCUUUAUAUCAUAAUUUUGUGUUGUGUUUUGUUAUUAUUUCUCCAAAUUUUAAUCCUUAAUGCCUGUCUUCUUUAAUUUAUGAACACCCUUGUGACUUUUUUUAUAUAUAUAUAUAAAAAAAACGACGCUAACGGCUCGACGAGAGAAGAUCUCUGUUAUAUUCAUCUAGGUUGAAAAAUAGCUUUCCCCCUUCCUUAUUCUCUUCCCCCUCUUCCAGCAAUGUAUGAAGUAUUGUACCAGAGUAUUAAAUGAAAUGUAAUAUUUUAUUGAGGGGGGAGGGAAGAGAGAGAAAAAGGACCUCAGCCUUCUCCUUUAAAAGGAAUGCAUACGUCAACAGGUUUUAUGUGAAUCGUGUACAUGUUCCAGAUGCGCUCCGACAUCCAGAAGGGGCGCAGCUCACAGCCAGACGCUUGGCCUGGGUCGUCCCCAGCCUGCAGGUUCUCGCCGGCGUGUGGGGCUGGCCAGAUCGCCCCCCACGCUGUUUCAAAGCCCUCGUCUUCACUGCCUUCAGUGCCCAUGUAUCCUGUAGACCCUUUUGCAAUCAUGUGACAUUAAAAGGCAAAAGAAGAAGAAAAAGAUCACGUGUAGAAAACUUAACUGAUUUGUCUUGUCUGUCCCCAGCCUGUAUUUAUGGGUGUUGAAGUCUGGCUGCGUCGCUGGCUGUGCUGUGUUUUUGUUUUCAAUUGCUCCAAGGCUUAUUAUCCAGAGUAAAAGCAUUAUUUGUAAAACAACAGAACUUAAAAAAUAUAUAUAGGAAUAAAAAAAAAAUCCAUUUUCUUAUACCUGUUUCUUGAAUGCUUUUGUAUCGCUAGUGCAGGGUGAUGUUAGUUUGCGUCUGUGGGAAUUCUGUGUGAAAACUCCCGAUAAUGCAAUUAGUAUAAAUUAGGCAGUGCUUGUGCAUUCACAUGAAUUCUUACAUGGAAAUACUUCUCCCAUAUGCAACUCUUCUUCUUAUGGAGAAUUUGGUGCAUUUGGGCUGGGAAUGUAAAUAGUCAAGGGGUGAGAGAGAAGAGGUGGG
Podarcis lilfordi (Lilford's wall lizard) is the source of this 33151-nucleotide messenger RNA. The record is from the annotation of a GenBank genome assembly. Lineage: Eukaryota; Metazoa; Chordata; Lepidosauria; Squamata; Lacertidae.